AUGCAAGUUCGAGGUGUUAUACUUGUUACAGUAGCUCUAGUUUUGGGUAUUGCUGCAUUAUGUCUUCAUUUAAUAGCUCUUUGUUCACCCAAUUGGAAAAUAACAGUACGAGAUGCUGAACCAAGAAUGGUGCCUGUUAGUUAUGGUCUUUGGGAACGAUGUGAAUAUCAAAAUACUACAAUAAAUAAACAAGGUAUGGCACUUGGCACUCGGCUAAACGUUCUAACAUGUUGGCCAAAUCUGUAUAUGAGAUAUUCACCGGAAAACUUCGUUCCAUGCUACAGUAUUCGUCGGACUUGUCCAGUUGUAGAGAAAAAAAACCUACCUGAAGGAUGUUCAUGCCGUUAUCUACCAUCAACUAAAGUUGUACAAUGGUUAACAAUUAUAGCAGCCAUUUUUCUUGUUCUUGGUUUAAUUUUACUUUAUUUAAAAGUAAUAGCAUCGCCACAAAAUGAUAGUGCACUUCUUGUACUUGGUUAUGGACCAUUCAUUUGUUUUCUAUUAGCAUUAAUUUUAAUGGCAACAGGAUUGAUUCUGAUAUGUGCAUAUUUUCGACGCGAUGCAUAUGAGGAUUAUUCAUUUCCAUUAAAAAGUAUGCCAAUCGCCGAGAAAGAAGGAAAAACGUUUGAUUUGCAUAGUCUGCGUAAUUAUGCAAAGCAUCAUGAAUCAACAAUUAAGCAUGAACAUUAUGUUGAAGCUGUAAAAGAAUUAAUACAGGAAUCAAAAACACAUUAUCAUACAAAAAUUGGAUGGGCUACUAUUUAUGAAAUAUUUGCAACGGCAUUGAUUCUCAUUAUUACUGCAUUGUCAUUUUGGCUUGCUAAAACAUCAAGAUUAGAAGAUAUUUAA
Rotaria socialis is the source of this 849-nucleotide messenger RNA. NCBI's taxonomy places the organism in Eukaryota, Metazoa, Rotifera, Eurotatoria, Philodinida, Philodinidae. The record is from the annotation of a GenBank genome assembly.